UGACACACACAAAUACAUUUUUAGCCAAAAAAAAAAAAAAAGAUACACAAAUCCAUUUGAGAUUUAUAUUAUAAUUUACAUUCGAAAGUACCAAAGCAUCAAUAAGUUCAUAUAAUUAAUAAUUAUUUGCCAGUGGAAAAGAAGGAAGAAAGGAAUCAUUUUCCGCUGCCCGGACCUCAGACCUGGGUUUCAUCUUCUUCCAUUGAAGACCAUCCUCUUCUGUUUUCCGAAAACAGAGUCGGCAGAGAGAAAAUUUAGACUCUUUUUUUUUCACUUCAUAGCGUUGGCAGUCAUGGCUCUCUCAACAAGGCAGAGACGCCUUCCACUUCCACCGUCCGAUCCUUCACCGUCAUCGUCAUCGUUGUCUUACUCGAAGGUCGAUAAACCAGGGAAAUCGAACAGCAAAGAAGAGGACAAAGGGUUGGGUUGGUUCUUCCCGUUGUUUGCUUUGGGAAUGCUGAGGUACAUGAGCGCCACAUCAAACAUCAUACAUGACUGUGAUGAGGUCUUCAACUACUGGGAACCUCUUCAUUAUCUUCUUUUCAAAUCUGGCUUCCAAACUUGGGAAUAUAGUUCUGAGUUUGCACUUCGGUCAUAUUUGUACCUUGCCUUCCAUGAGUUGGUAGGUCGACCAGCUUCCUGGUUGUUCGGUGAUGAAAAGGUGAGAGUAUUCUAUGCUGUAAGACUCUUUCUUGCUGUCCUCUCUGUUAUCACAGAAACAGUUCUGGUGGUAGCCCUCUCCAGGAAGUAUGGAAAACGUCUUGCUUCUUACACACUUGCAAUGCUUUGUUUAACAAGCGGUUGCUUUUUUGCCAGCACAAGUUUCCUGCCAAGUUCAUUCUCUAUGUAUGCCAUCUCUCUUUCAUCAGGUCUAUUGCUUCUUGAGAAACCUGCUAUGGCAGUUGCAGUUGCAGCUGUUGGUGUGAUCCUUGGCUGGCCAUUCUCAAUCUUGGCUUUUCUUCCAGUGACAUUCUAUUCUUUAUACAGAAGAUUCAAACAAGCAUUUGUUGCUGGAGCUGUCACAUCUGUUUCUCUUCUUGCACUUUCACUUCUUUUUGAUUGCUACUACUACGGAAAGUGGACCUCAUCUGUGUUAAAUUUGAUGCUCUAUAAUGUCGUAGGAGGUGGUGAGAGCCAUUUGUAUGGAAUUGAAGGACCAUUCUAUUAUUUUAGGAAUGGAUUUAACAAUUUCAACUUCUCUUUCAUUCUUGCAUUGUUGUUUCUGGUAAUGAUACCAAUUUUAAGGAGAAAGUUUGCCCUGGACUUGCUGGUUGUGGUCUCUCCUGUAUAUAUCUGGUUGGCAUUUAUGUCUUUGCAGCCACACAAAGAAGAAAGGUUCCUUUAUCCAAUAUAUCCUCUUAUUUGCAUUGCUGCUUCAGCUGUCAUUGAGAGCUUUCCUGAUAUUUUUCGAGACAAAUACAAUCCCCAUGACAAUUCUCUGAUGGUUAUGAUAGCCAAGAUUAUUAGACCAGUGGUUCUGGGCCUCAUCUUAUGUGCCUCCCACGCUCGUACAUUUUCACUAAUUCAUGGUUACUCAGCUCCUUUGGAGAUUUACAAGCUAUUAGAGCAUCAUGAUGAUGUAGGAACGGGUGCUGUACUUUGUGUUGGGAGUGAAUGGCAUCGCUUCCCAUCAUCAUUUUUUGUUCCUGAUUAUGUAGGAGAAGUUCGAUGGAUUGAUGAUGGAUUCCGAGGGCUUCUUCCAUUCCCAUUCAAUUCUACUCUGGGAGGAACUGCUGCUGCACCGCCAUAUUUUAACAAUAAGAACAAAGCAUCUCCCGAGCAAUAUCUUAAAGACAUUGAAGCUUGUACAUUACUUGUUGAGUUGCAUCUAAGACGACCUUACCCCUAUCGUGGAAGUGAUCUGUCAACAUGGGAGGCAAUUGGAGCGUUGCCUUAUCUGGACAGGGAGCUCUCGCCAUCUCUUUAUCGCUCGUUUUUCAUUCCAUACCUGUGGCAGCAUAAGAACAUUUUUGGAAUGUACAAGCUUCUUAGAAGAAUACCAAAAUGAAAGAGGAUGUUACUGUACGCCUAGGUUCUAGCUGUAUCAAAAUUUUGAACAAGCAUGACUUCAGAUGGUUGGUCCACGCGUUCAUCCAUUCUAGAUGCCCUUUCCCAUCAGAAAGAGAGCAAGAGGGAGAGAUUAUUUGGUCUUUAGGUACAUUAAUUGAGUUAUUUAGGCACUGAGUUGUUAAUCGCAUGAACCUUUUCCAGAUUUUACCAAGAUUUCCUGUUACACUUUUUUGGCUGUUGAAAAAGUGUCAAUGGGUCUGAAGUUUUAGUGGCAAAUGUUGAUGAUUUUAAUCCAGAUGCUAACAUGCUAGUCACAAGCAUAAUACUAAUCCAGAAACCAGUCCUAUAAUUUACAUUACUA
Molecule: messenger RNA, 2371 nt
Organism: Ziziphus jujuba (common jujube)
Lineage: Eukaryota; Viridiplantae; Streptophyta; Magnoliopsida; Rosales; Rhamnaceae
Product: dol-P-Man:Man(6)GlcNAc(2)-PP-Dol alpha-1,2-mannosyltransferase
Exons: 11
Coding region: 293-2008 (571 amino acids)
Biological process (GO): protein N-linked glycosylation
Cellular component (GO): endoplasmic reticulum membrane
Molecular function (GO): alpha-1,2-mannosyltransferase activity
Source: RefSeq, a predicted model, not a curated record